AUGGCAGUGGCCGCAGCCCUGGCUGGCCUCCAGGCAGAAGCCAAGUGUCCCGUCUGCCUGGACGGCCUGCACGACCCUGUCACCAUCGAAUGCGGGCACAACUUCUGCCGCCGCUGCAUCCAGCGGUCCUGGGCUGAGCUGGAGGACACGUUCCCUUGUCCCGUGUGCCGCCACUCGUGCCAGGAGCCGCACGUGAGGAGCAACACCCAGCUGGGCAGGAUGAUCGAGGUGGCUAGGCUGCUCCACAGCAGCAGGAGCAGCAGCAGCAGGAGGAGCCAGCAGUGUCCCCUGUGCGAGCGGCACGACCAGGUCCUGAGCCUCUUCUGUGAGGAUGACCUGGAGGUGCUGUGUGCCCUGUGCGCGCAGACCCCUAAGCACCGCAGCCACGUGCUGAGGCCCCUGGCCGAGGCCGCCGCUGACCACCGCCAGAGGCUGGGCGGUUACGUGGGGCCUUUGAAGAGGCAGGUGGCGGAAGCCCAGAGUCUGCUGGUAGCCCAGGACAGAAAGGUGCUGGAGCUGCGGGAGCACGUGCAGCGUCAGCGGCUGGAGCUGGCCUCGGAUUUCGCGCAGCUCAACCGGGCUGUGGACCGCGAGCAGGAGGCCGCCCUGGCCAGGCUGGUCCAGGAGGAGCACACCAUCCACGAGCAGCUGGGCGCCAACAUCGCGGCCUUCUCAGACCACAUCUGGGAGCUCCGCGGCCUCCUGCAGGAGGUGACAGAGCGGAGCGUGCUGCCAGGGGCCCAGCUGCUGAGAGGCAUCGGGCCCGUCCUGGGCAGGUGCGAGAGCCUCAAGUGCCCUGAGGUCUACUCCUUCCAGCUGCGGCGGGAAGGCUGCAGCCUCCCCGCGCAGCACUCAGCUCUGCAGAAGAUCAUCCAGAAGUUCCCCGAGGACGUGAUCCUGGACCCCGAAAGCGCGCAUCCCGACCUGCUGGUGUCAGAGGAUGGAAAGUCCGCGACCUUGGCGAGGAAGAGGCAGGGGGUUCCCCGAGCUGGGAGCUCCGGGGCGGAGCCUGCAGUGCUGGGCCUGGGGGGCUUUGGGCGGGGCCGGCGGUACUGGGAGGUGCGGGUGGGCGGGGCCACGUGGGCCGUGGGCCUCUGCACGGACUCUGCCCCCAGGCCCAGAGCCUGGCUCUUGGAGGACCAGAGAGGCUCCUGGACGGUGGGCCGGCGCGAAGGGGCCUACGAGGCCCGCGGCCCCGCGGGCACUGUCCCUCUGGAGCUGCAGGAGGAUCCCGGCGGGAUUGGCGUCUAUCUGGAUUAUGAACUGGGAGUGAUUUCCUUCUACAGUUUCAAGGACAGGUCCCACAUCUACUCUUUCAGCGAUACCUUUUCCGAGGUGCUGAAGCCCUACUUCUCUAUCGGGUGCUCUUCUCAGCCUCUUACCAUCUGCGCAGUAAGAGGUUACGGAGAGACAUCAGAGACUUUGCCUUCCUUGCUUCCUUCCUGA
Molecule: messenger RNA, 1446 nt
Organism: Phacochoerus africanus (Common warthog)
Lineage: Eukaryota; Metazoa; Chordata; Mammalia; Artiodactyla; Suidae
Product: tripartite motif-containing protein 75-like
Exons: 1
Coding region: 1-1446 (481 amino acids)
Molecular function (GO): protein binding; zinc ion binding
Source: RefSeq, a predicted model, not a curated record